Molecule: messenger RNA, 1134 nt
Organism: Nannochloropsis gaditana CCMP526
Gene: HXT
Product: MFS transporter, SP family, sugar:H+ symporter
Exons: 9
Coding region: 1-1134 (377 amino acids)
Biological process (GO): transmembrane transport; carbohydrate transport
Cellular component (GO): membrane
Molecular function (GO): carbohydrate:proton symporter activity
Source: RefSeq, a predicted model, not a curated record
AUGUUCUCCCUGGGCUGCAUCGUCGGCUCGCUCCCCUCGGGCUUCUUGACCGACUUCAUGGGUCGAAAACGCUGCAUCAUAUUCCUGUCCUUCGUCUUCACCGUCGGCGCCGUCAUCCAGCUUGUCCCCAGCGGCUACCAAAUGCUUCUGGCCGGCCGUUUCAUCUCCGGCGUCGGUGUGGGCGGACUGUCCAUGGCAGCUACUCUUUACCAGUCAGAGACCGCGCCCCCCAAGGUUCGAGGUCUGGUGGUCUCGAUCCAGCAGCUCUCCAUCACGGCCGGCAUCCUACUGGCCGGGGGCCUGAACGUGGGCUUGCAGCACUGGGACGAAGGCUGGCGCAUUUCCUACGGUGGCAAGGGCUUCUUCUCCCUCCUUCUCAUGCUCCUGAUGAUUUGUCUCCCAGAGUCGCCCCGCUGGCUGGUGGCGCAAGGUAAGAGUGAGGCGGCCAAGGCUUCCUUAGGUCGGAUCCGACAAGAGGAGGAGGUGGAAGGCGAGCUCGCAGGCAUCGAGGAGGCUGUGGAGGCGGAGGCACAAAUGGAAAAGGGCGCCUGGAAGGACUUGGUCUCGCCCGUGGACUUUAUGUUGUACAGGACCAUGCUGGGCUUCGGCGUGCAGUUGUUGCAGCAGUUCUCCGGCAUCAAUGCGGUCAUGUACUUCGCCCCCGUUAUCUUCAAGAAGUUCCUGGCCUCUGAGAUGGCUAUCCUCGCCAACUUGGCCGUGGCCCUCGUCAACUAUCUCAGCACCUUCCUUGCCCUCUACCUGGUGGACCGGGCGGGGCGCCGGCUUCUUCUUGUCUGCGGAGGGCUGGGGAUGGCUUUAUUCACGGCCCUUUUCGCGCUCUUCACCUCCGCUGCCUUUGACUACCAGAACGAUAAGCGCCUCGCUGGCGUCAUCAUUGCUUGUACAGCUCUGUACGUCAUGAACUUCGCCUACUCGUGGGGGCCACUAGCAUGGGUCGUCUCGGCAGAGAUCUUUCCCCAGCGCCUUCGGGGCAAAUGCAUGACGAUCACCACGCUUGCCAACUGGCUGACAAAUUUCUGCAUCGCAAAAGCGGUGCCUGUCAUGAUCCUCCCGGAAAAAGAAGUUGCAGUUGAUUUCGAGACGAGCACAAGUUCGGGCGAGAAGAAAAGAUAG